AUGUUUUCCCAUUGGAUUUUUAGGAUCAAGCGGUUCCUGGUCAAGAAACAAAAGCAGAAUGGGGCCAAUCCUCAAUGGAUUUGGAUAAAAACUGGUAAUAAAAUCAGGUACAACUCCAAGAGUAGGUUCUGGAGAAGAAUCAAGCUGGGUCUGGAAGGAGAAUCACACAUGAGACAUGUGCAAGUGUGUUGUGAUAAGCUGUCAGGAUUCUGCGCACAUAGCAGGCAGAAAGGCACCAUAAGUCUGAAUCAUGUUUGA
Molecule: messenger RNA, 258 nt
Organism: Sorex araneus (European shrew)
Lineage: Eukaryota; Metazoa; Chordata; Mammalia; Eulipotyphla; Soricidae
Product: 60S ribosomal protein L39-like
Exons: 1
Coding region: 1-258 (85 amino acids)
Biological process (GO): translation
Cellular component (GO): cytosolic large ribosomal subunit; ribosome
Molecular function (GO): structural constituent of ribosome
Source: RefSeq, a predicted model, not a curated record